GUGAGCUGCAAAGUGUUGCAAUUCUUUCACCAGUACAUGUUGGGCUGCAACUACUUCUGGAUGCUCUGUGAAGGCAUUUAUCUUCACACGUUGAUUGUGGUGGCAGUGUUUGCUGAAGAGCAGCGAUUGCACUGGUAUUACCUUUUAGGCUGGGGGUUCCCUUUAGUGCCAGCAUCUAUUCAUGCUAUUGCAAGAGCCAAAUACUUCAAUGACAACUGCUGGAUGAGUGUUGACACGCACUUGCUCUAUAUUGUUCAUGGACCUGUAAUGGCAGCUUUAUUGGUCAAUUUUUUCUUUUUGCUUAACAUUGUCCGAGUUUUGGUGACAAAGCUAAGGGAUACCCACCGUGCUGAGUCCAACAUGUACAUGAAAGCUGUCAGAGCCACUUUAAUCCUGGUGCCCUUACUAGGAAUUCAGUUUGUCAUUAUUCCCUGGAGACCAGAAAACCGACUUGCUGGAGAAAUAUAUGAUUACAUCAUGCAUAUCUUAAUGCAUUACCAGGGCUUACUUGUGGCAACUAUAUUCUGCUUCUUCAACGGUGAGGUACAAGGAGCUUUGAAGAGGCAAUGGACACAGUACAAAACACAGUGGGGCCAAAGGCGCCGAGAGCACUGUUCCACACGAUCUACCUCCUACACUGCAACGUCAAUCACAGAGGUCCCUGUUUACCUGUACCACCAUGAUUCCAACAAUGAACAGUUAAAUGGAAGAUACAUAGAGGACUCUGAACUUGUUGCGUUAAAAUCUGGAGAAACAUCUGCCUAG
Messenger RNA from Eurypyga helias (sunbittern), 765 nucleotides. Its product is annotated as calcitonin gene-related peptide type 1 receptor-like. The record is from RefSeq and is a predicted model, not a curated record. Gene Ontology annotation, biological process: cell surface receptor signaling pathway; positive regulation of cytosolic calcium ion concentration; adenylate cyclase-activating G protein-coupled receptor signaling pathway. Gene Ontology annotation, molecular function: calcitonin receptor activity; amylin receptor activity. The transcript is spliced from 6 exons. Lineage: Eukaryota; Metazoa; Chordata; Aves; Eurypygiformes; Eurypygidae. The annotation marks the transcript as partial. Gene Ontology annotation, cellular component: axon; plasma membrane.